ACGGCAUGGUCAGAGCCGAGGUUUCGGUUCAGGCGGAUCUGGAUCGAGGGAGGGAGGCCGAGACCCGCAGGGAUGCUGCCCAUCACAGAGCACCUGCUGCACCUCCUGGGAUUGGAGAAGACGGCGUUCCGUUUGUAUGCCCUGUCCGGGCUCCUUCUCUCCCUGCUCUUCUUCCUCUUCCGUCUGCUGCUGCAGUUCCUGAGGCUCUGCUGGCACUUCUAUAUCACCUGCUGCCGACUGCGCUGCUUCCCCCAGCCGCCCCGGCGCAGCUGGCUGCUGGGCCACCUGGGCAUGUAUCUCCCGAAUGAGACAGGCCUCCAAGAUGAGAAGAAGGUGCUGGACAGCAUGCACCACGUGAUCCUGGUGUGGAUAGGACCUGUCCUGCCACUGUUGGUGCUGGUGCACCCUGACUACAUCAAGCCCCUGGUGGGCGCCUCGGCUGCCAUUGCCCCCAAGGAUGACCUUUUCUAUGGCUUUCUGAAACCUUGGCUGGGAGAUGGGCUGUUGCUCAGCAAAGGUGACAAGUGGAGCCGGCACCGCCGCCUGCUGACACCUGCCUUCCACUUUGACAUACUGAAGCCCUACAUGAAGAUCUUCAACCAGUGCACCGGUAUCAUGCAUGCUAAAUGGCGGUGCUUGGCAGAGGGCUCAGAAGUCUCCCUUGACAUAUUUGAGCAUGUCAGCCUCAUGACCCUGGACAGUCUUCAGAAAUGUGUCUUCAGCUACAACAGCAACUGCCACGAGAAGAUGAGUGAUUACAUCUCGGCCAUCAUUGAGCUGAGUGCACUGGUGGUCCGGCGUCAGUAUCGCCUGCAUCACCACAUUGACUUCAUCUACUAUCACACAGCAGACGGACGGCGUUUCCGGCAGGCCUGUGACACCGUGCAUCACUUCACCACGGAGGUCAUCCAGGAGCGGCGGCGGGCACUACACCAGCUGGGGGCUGAGGCCUGGCUUAAGGCCAAGCAGGGCAAGACCUUGGACUUCAUAGAUGUACUGCUCCUGGCCAGGGAUGAAGAUGGGAAGGAACUGUCAGAUGAGGACAUCCGAGCUGAGGCAGACACCUUCAUGUUUGAAGGUCACGACACAACAUCCAGCGGGCUCUCGUGGGUGCUGUUCAACUUGGCCAAAUAUCCAGAGUACCAGGAGAAGUGCCGGGAAGAGAUCCAGGAAGUCAUGAAAGGUCGGGAGCUGGAGGAACUGGAGUGGGACGACCUAACCCAGCUGCCCUUCACCACUCUGUGCAUCAAGGAAAGCCUCCGCCAGUUCCCACCUGUGACCCUGAUCUCCCGCCGCUGCACAGAGGACAUCAAGCUUCCAGAUGGGCGCAUCAUCCCCAAAGGAAUCAUCUGCCUCGUCAGUGUCUAUGGGACCCACCAUAACCCUACAGUGUGGCCUGACUCCAAGGUGUACAACCCCUAUCGCUUUGACCCGGACAACCCACAGCAGCGCUCCCCGCUGGCUUACAUGCCCUUCUCUGCAGGACCCAGGAACUGCAUCGGACAGAGCUUCGCCAUGGCUGAGAUGCGCGUGGCCGUGGCGCUGACGCUGCUGCGCUUCCGCCUGAGCGUGGACCGAACGCGCAAGGUGCGGCGGAAGCCCGAGCUCAUUCUGCGCGCGGAGAAUGGCAUCUGGCUCAAGGUGGAGCCGCUGCCUCCGCGGGCCUGAGGGUCGGCGCGCCCCUGAGGAUCCCCGGGGGCCCAAGCCCCGCCCAGAGAGGCCCAGGUUCCGCCCCCGAGGGCCCAGGCCCCGCCCUCAAGAUCCUGAGGGCAUAGACCACGCCCGUCGAAGUCCAGGCUCAUUAAGCAGCCUGGUGGCGCAUGCCACACCCACUUAAGGCAAGGCUCCGCCCCUGGAGGGUCUGAUCCCGCCCCCUGAGGUCCAGGUCCCGCCCCCUGAAUGCCAGUUUCUGCCCUCUUGUUUGAAGGACCAGGAUUGGCCACUCCCCUCGGGCUCAGGCCCCGCCCCAGCAUCCUUCGGAUUCAGGUCUUCAGGCUCCGCCCAC
Messenger RNA from Eubalaena glacialis (North Atlantic right whale), 2005 nucleotides. Its product is annotated as ultra-long-chain fatty acid omega-hydroxylase. The coding region runs from base 73 to 1668 and encodes 531 amino acids. Gene Ontology annotation, cellular component: endoplasmic reticulum membrane. The transcript is spliced from 13 exons. Gene Ontology annotation, biological process: ceramide biosynthetic process. Gene Ontology annotation, molecular function: iron ion binding; heme binding; oxidoreductase activity, acting on paired donors, with incorporation or reduction of molecular oxygen. Lineage: Eukaryota; Metazoa; Chordata; Mammalia; Artiodactyla; Balaenidae. The record is from RefSeq and is a predicted model, not a curated record.